Panicum virgatum (switchgrass) is the source of this 1216-nucleotide messenger RNA. Its product is annotated as PI-PLC X domain-containing protein At5g67130-like. Gene Ontology annotation, biological process: lipid metabolic process. Lineage: Eukaryota; Viridiplantae; Streptophyta; Magnoliopsida; Poales; Poaceae. The record is from RefSeq and is a predicted model, not a curated record. Bases 151 to 1020 code for a protein of 289 amino acids. The transcript has 6 exons. Gene Ontology annotation, molecular function: phosphoric diester hydrolase activity.
CCUUCAACAACUACUCCUGGGUCCUGGCUCACCACGCACAACUCCUUCGCCCUCGCCGGCGCUGUCUCCCCCACCGGCGCGGCCAUCAUCUCGCCCACCAACCAGGAGGACACCGUCACCGCCCAGCUCAAGAAUGGUGUUAGGGGCUUGAUGCUUGACACUUACGACUUCAACAAUGAUGUCUGGCUCUGCCACUCAUUUGGUGGGAACUGCUACAACAUCACUGCCUUUCAACCAGCCAUCAAUGUCUUCAAAGAAAUCCAGACAUUCCUUGAUGCAAACCCGUCAGAAGUAAUCACGAUUUUCCUGGAAGACUACACCGCUACAGGGUCCUUGCCGAAAGUGUUCAAUGCUUCGGGCCUUAUGAAGUAUUGGUUCCCAGUGGCAAAAAUGCCAAAGAGCGGUGGCAACUGGCCUUUGCUCAAGGACAUGAUCAGCCAGAACCAGCGUCUGAUAGUCUUCACAUCAAAGAAAUCCAAGGAAGCAAGUGAGGGGAUCGCAUACGAGUGGAACUAUGUGGUGGAAAACCAAUAUGGAAAUGACGGUAUGGUAGCAGGCAAAUGCCCCAACCGUGCAGAGUCGCCGGCCAUGGAUUCCAAAAGCCAGUCACUUGUUCUGAUGAACUUCUUCACAACCGACCCGAGCGAGACCGGUGUUUGCGGGAAUAACUCGGCACCACUUGUUAGCAUGCUGAAAACUUGCCAUGCUGCUUCAGGCAAUCGGUGGCCCAACUACAUCGCUGUUGAUUUUUACAUGAGGAGCGAUGGUGGAGGAGCUCCCCUAGCGACGGAUAUGGCAAAUGGGCAUAUGGUAUGCGGGUGUGACAACAUUGCCUAUUGCAAGACCAAUUCGACGUUCGGGACCUGCGUGAUACCGCCACCGCCGCCACCCAGGGCGCCCACGCCCGGCGGCAGAAGCUCAAGAGCAGGCGAUGUGAGCUCGGCAAUGGGAGUAGUGUCUCACCAUCAUUGGAGCUUCUUCCUGGGACUGGCGUCUCUGCUUGUGUUGCUGCUCUGGUAAGAGCUAGCUAGAUUGGUGACCAAUUCAUUGAAGCCUUGCGCUUCCGGCAACUUGAUUGGUUUGCUUUGGUUUGUAACAAUUUUGCCUGAGCUGUAUAUUAUGUUUGAGUUAUUAGUGAGCAGCGUAGAGAGAUCGACACGGAAAUCAAAUUAAAUCAUAUGUAUCAUUCGUUCCUUCAACUUCAAUGGUGUUGUCA